AUGACGGACCCCGCCAUCCAGGUCGCAGAAACCAUCCAAACGGCUUCCAUCAAUCGGUCGCCAUCUGCCAGUCGUGACAUCAACCCUCCAACCUCAUUAUCGGAGAAGAAGCCCCCCGUCGAACUUACGUCCUCUGAUGCUGGCAGCAUCCCUUCGGAUCUCAUCGACCAUCCUCCGGCUUUUCGCACCCCCGCGCGGCGACAUAAUUUACCGCCCCUACCCGAUCUACGAUUCGAGCAAAGCUACCUCGCCAGUUUGCGAGGCGCGGACACAUGGGGGCGAGUAGCAUGGAUUACCAUCAGAGACCAGGUCCUUUUACCGCUAAUUCAAGGUACACUCUGGACUCUGGCGCUCUCGGGAUGGCGAUUUUGGAACCGCACUGCAUCUCUUAGCGGUCAAACGCUAGGAAGUAGGGUUAGGAGAUGGUGGUAUGAAGUCAAUAACUGGAAGCUUCCCCCUAUGGCGCCGAGGAACUCAAGGGCCGCCGCGGCACAGGUAGAAGACUUCUAUACAGCACAAUUCUCCAACGCGGGUGCCGACUAA
Molecule: messenger RNA, 543 nt
Organism: Aspergillus puulaauensis
Lineage: Eukaryota; Fungi; Ascomycota; Eurotiomycetes; Eurotiales; Aspergillaceae
Product: DUF1770 domain-containing protein
Exons: 3
Coding region: 1-543 (180 amino acids)
Biological process (GO): mitophagy
Molecular function (GO): mitochondrion autophagosome adaptor activity
Source: RefSeq, a predicted model, not a curated record